AUGUCUGAUUGCAGCAAAGGUGGUAAGGGUUUGGGAAUGGGGGGUGCUAAGUGCCAUUGCAAGGUGCUCCGUGAUAACAUUCAAAGUAUCACGACGCUGGCUAUUCGUCGUUUGGCGCACCGUGGUGGUGUAGAGCAUAUUUCCGGAUUGAUUUAUGAAGAAACCCGAGGAGUGCUGAAAGUGUUUUUAGAGAACGUCAUCUGUGAUGCUAUCACUUACACUGAACAUGCCAAGCGAAAGACUGUGACUGUCAUGGACAUAGUCUAUACUCUGAAGCGCCAGGGUCACACUCUUGACAGAUUCGGGAGCUAA
Molecule: messenger RNA, 312 nt
Organism: Mauremys mutica (yellowpond turtle)
Lineage: Eukaryota; Metazoa; Chordata; Testudines; Geoemydidae
Product: histone H4-like
Exons: 1
Coding region: 1-312 (103 amino acids)
Biological process (GO): nucleosome assembly
Molecular function (GO): protein heterodimerization activity; structural constituent of chromatin; DNA binding
Source: RefSeq, a predicted model, not a curated record